AUGGAGGCCCAGAGGGAUGGCCGCUCCUGGGGGCGCUGGUCACUGAUGCUCCUGCUUCUGGGCCUGGCGACGCCGCCAGCCACUGCCCAGGCCCUCAGCUACAACGAGGCCGUGCUCCGUGCCGUGGAGGCCUUCAACCAGCGGUCCUCGGAGGCUAGUCUCUACCGCCUCCUGCAGCUGGACUCGCAGCCGCCCAGUGCAGACGAGGACCCAAACAGCCCGAAGCCUGUGAGCUUCACGGUGAAGGAGACUGUGUGCCCCAGGACGACGCAGCUGCCGCCCGAGCAGUGUGCCUUCCAGGAGAACGGGCUGGUGAAACAGUGUUCGGGGACCGUCACCCUGGACCAGGCCAAUGGCCCCUUUGACAUCAACUGUGUGAACGUUCCAGGGCCCCUGGACAAUGGCGUGGCCAGCGGACUGUGGUCUGAGAAGAGCCUGGAACCUGGAGGACAUGGCGUUGAGGCCGUGGCAGCAUUAGGAGGAGGGAAGGCGGUGGCAGGAGCCACGGCAGCGGCGGUGCCGGAGGCCCGAGGGGGACCUCUGUGCAGCGAGCUAGAGAUCCUCGCUUUGGUUUAG
Molecule: messenger RNA, 576 nt
Organism: Pteronotus mesoamericanus
Lineage: Eukaryota; Metazoa; Chordata; Mammalia; Chiroptera; Mormoopidae
Product: protegrin-2-like
Exons: 4
Coding region: 1-576 (191 amino acids)
Biological process (GO): innate immune response; antimicrobial humoral immune response mediated by antimicrobial peptide; defense response to Gram-positive bacterium
Cellular component (GO): extracellular region
Molecular function (GO): lipopolysaccharide binding
Source: RefSeq, a predicted model, not a curated record